Chenopodium quinoa (quinoa) is the source of this 865-nucleotide messenger RNA. RefSeq lists its product as uncharacterized. NCBI's taxonomy places the organism in Eukaryota, Viridiplantae, Streptophyta, Magnoliopsida, Caryophyllales, Amaranthaceae. The record is from RefSeq and is a predicted model, not a curated record. Bases 357 to 716 code for a protein of 119 amino acids. The transcript has 2 exons.
UUGCUCUCUGCUGUGGGAAUAGAUGGCAAUAAUGAGAUCUUCCCCAUAGCAUAUGCUGUAGUUGGCCAAGAAGACAAGCAGUCAUGGACCUACUUCUUUUGGCAUUUGCUGAACAUUGUAAAAGAUUCAUCAAGAGAGCAUUGGACUAUUAUUUCUGAUAGGCAAAAGGCAAGUGUUUGUUGCUUUUUUCAAAUUUUCAUUCUCUUUUUUUUUUAUAUGCAAACAUACAAAUGCUCAUACUGUAAUCAUUGUUUCAGGGAGUUGAACUUGCACUAGAACAAGUAUGGCCAAAAGCUGACAGGAGGUUCUGCUGUAGGCAUCUAAGUAGAAACUACAAGAAGCUAUUUCCAGGCCCUAUGAUGUAUGUUCUAUUCUGGAGAGCAUGCAAUGCUUCUUCAGCUUUCACAUUCAGGAAAGCUAUGGAGAAGUUGCAGAAAGCAGGAGGAGAUGAUGUCAUGACUUGGUUUGCAGAAUUGGGAGAGAAGUCUAAGUGGAGUAAGCAUGCAUUUGACCCAAAUGUUUGCAAUGACUCCAAUACAUCCAAUUUUGUAGAGAGCUUCAACUCUACUCUAGGGGUGAAUAGGUGUAGGCCUAUUUUGACUUUGCUAGAAGGAAUAAGGAGGGUAUGUAUGGUUAGAAUAGCAACAAGAAUGGAGAAUGCAAAGUCUUGGAAUGAUGAAGACAUAACUCCAAAAAUUGUGAAGCUAGUGAAAUAAAUAGGAAAAGGUAGCUCAAAAUGCAGAGUAUUCAAGUCCAGCCCAGGUGAAUAUGAAAUUCAUGAGGGAAGAUCACAAUUUCCUCUCAGCUUAAACAAGAAAGUUUGUUCUUGUGGGGCAUGGCAACUGACAUGUGUGCCUUGUAGGCA